Molecule: messenger RNA, 1706 nt
Organism: Olea europaea var. sylvestris
Lineage: Eukaryota; Viridiplantae; Streptophyta; Magnoliopsida; Lamiales; Oleaceae
Product: probable galacturonosyltransferase-like 3
Exons: 1
Coding region: 283-1323 (346 amino acids)
Cellular component (GO): Golgi apparatus
Molecular function (GO): glycosyltransferase activity
Source: RefSeq, a predicted model, not a curated record
UAAAAGGUUGAAUUUAUUGAUUUUGACUUCAAAUUUCUAAGUUUUCGAAAACAUGCACUAAAUUUGCAAUAAACAAAAACUAUUUCACGCUUCUAAAUUUUUUUUUAUCGUAAAAUGGUAAGAAAUUUGGUGUCGAGUUGGGCAUAAAUGUCAUUUCAGACUGAUUUUCCAUGUCAGAGUCACAAUCCAGUAUUCUAUUAUUCCAUUCAUGGGUCAUACGAGACCACACCUUACUAACCCAUAGAAAGGACUCAUAAAUCCAUUCGCCCUCAAUUAGCCAUCAUGCCACCAAACCUCCACCUCCUUGCCGCCGCCGGAAUCACCGUCCUUCUCCUCGUUGCGCCCAGUUCCGCCGCUAAAAACCCACAAUUCAGGGAAGCACCUGCAUUCCGCAACGGCAAGGAAUGCUCAAAAUCCCAAUGGUCAAACAAAGACGCAGUGCACGACAACGCCACCAUUCAUAUAGCCAUGACCCUCGAUUACUCCACCCCCUACCUGCGCGGCUCAGUCGCCGGUGUUUUGUCGGUGCUCCAGCAUUCCACCUGUCCUGAAAACACCGUCUUCCAUUUCCUUGCUACACUGCACCACCACCCACACCUCCGCCGCACCAUUACCACCACAUUUCCUUACCUUAAUUUCCACCUCUACCCCUUCAACCCCACCACCGUCAAUCACCUCAUCUCCUUCUCCAUCCGCCGGGCCCUCGAUCAGCCCCUCAACUACGCCCGCAUCUACCUACCUGACCUCCUCCCCCCAGCCGUCACCCGCAUUAUCUACCUUGACUCCGACCUCAUAGUCAUUGACGAUAUUGCAAAACUCUGGCGAAUCAAUCUUAACUCUCGCGUCUUAGGUGCCCCCGAAUAUUGCCAUGCUAAUUUCAGCCAUUACUUCACGUCAAGGUUCUGGAAAAGUCCUCCAUUUUCCACAGUAUUCAAAGGCCGUAACCCAUGUUAUUUCAACACCGGCGUGAUGGUAAUUGAUUUGACAAAAUGGAGAGCUCACGGGUACACAGAAAAACUCGAGUACUGGAUGAGAAUUCAAAAGAGGUACAGAAUCUACGAAUUGGGUUCAUUGCCUCCAUUUUUACUAGUUUUCGCCGGGAAUGUUGAAGGAGUAGAGCACCGGUGGAAUCAGCACGGACUCGGCGGCGAUAAUCUUGAAGGUUUGUGCAGGGAUUUGCAUCCGGGUCCGGUGAGUUUACUCCACUGGAGUGGAAAAGGGAAGCCAUGGUUGAGAUUGGAUGCUAAGAAGGCUUGCACUUUGGAUUAUCUUUGGGCGCCGUAUGAUUUGUUCCGCCAUGAAUAUUUGUUUUCAGAUUGUUGAAUGCAUUACGGAGGAUCAUAGCCCAAGAUGAAUAAUUGAGAGGUCAGAGGUGAGUUGGAGACAGACAGUAGUGAAGUGAAGUGAAAGGACAAAUUUUGUGGAUGAAUAUUAUGACGUGGGAAGGAUGCCAAAAAAAAACGAGUUUUACAGCUGGCCUUGGUGUAUAUUUAUAUAUAUAUAUAAAUUUUGCUGUCUCAAAGGGUGGUGGUGGGCCGCCGUGAGAGGUGGUGGAUUUUGGUGGCUUGUGUAAUUAUCUAGUUUUUGUGGAAGUGGUUGGAUUCGUAAAGAUUCUCGUGUUUCUGUCAAGGGGGUCCUGUUUUCUGGGUUGGGCAUAGAGCAGGUACUUAUGUUGUGUAUUUACUAGGGACCUUUUUGUAUUAUUA